Molecule: messenger RNA, 2612 nt
Organism: Mauremys mutica (yellowpond turtle)
Lineage: Eukaryota; Metazoa; Chordata; Testudines; Geoemydidae
Gene: CAV1
Product: caveolin 1
Exons: 3
Coding region: 253-789 (178 amino acids)
Biological process (GO): negative regulation of endothelial cell proliferation; caveola assembly; negative regulation of protein tyrosine kinase activity
Cellular component (GO): Golgi apparatus; cytoplasmic vesicle; perinuclear region of cytoplasm
Molecular function (GO): protein kinase binding; molecular adaptor activity; transmembrane transporter binding
Source: RefSeq, a predicted model, not a curated record
UCCAGUUUCAGGAAUUUUCCCCCCCUUUCCACCCCCUGCUGCUCCCAGAGCUUUGGGGAUGUGCCUAGACCCACCAUUGCUGUCAUCCCAGCCAAAAACAAGCAGAACAAACCCUGGCCGGCGGCCAGCUGUCUCACUUAUAGCUACCUCCCCCUCGCUUGCUUUUUACAAUACAGGAUCUUCCUUUCUCAGCUCGUCUAAAUUGUAGCGCAGUGAAACCUCAGCCAGACUCUCCACCAAGCCCAGGACAGCAUGUCUGGUAGCCAAUACGUAGACUCAGAGGGGCUGCUGUACACCGCGCCCGUCCGGGAGCAAGGGAACAUCUACAAACCCCACAACAAGAGCAUGGCCGAGGAGCUGAACGAGAAGACGAUGCACGACGUGCACACCAAGGAGAUCGACCUGGUCAGCCGGGACCCCAAGCGGCUCAACGACGACGUGGUCAAGAUUGAUUUUGAAGAUGUCAUUGCUGAACCUGAUGGAACACACAGUUUUGAUGGGAUUUGGAAAGCCAGCUUCACCACCUUCACUGUGACAAAAUACUGGUUUUAUCGCUUACUGUCGGCAAUCUUUGGUAUUCCUCUGGCUCUCAUCUGGGGUAUCUACUUUGCCAUUUUGUCAUUCUUGCACAUCUGGGCAGUGGUGCCAUGCAUAAGGAGCUACUUGAUUGAGAUCCAAUGCAUCAGCCGGGUCUAUUCUAUCUGCAUCCACACAUUCUGCGACCCAUUAUUCGAGGCCAUCGGCAAAAUGUUCAGCACUAUCCGGGCAACAGUACGAAAAGAAAUAUAAGUGAUUCUUCAAGGACAGCUCUCUGUCUGGAGAGUCUUUUUGUGUGCCAAUUUCAAGGUUCUUAAAUCAAUCUGCAGUAACCGCUGGUGAAUAUACUGGCCCAAAACAAAGAAUCAUUUAUUCAGUUUUCAUUACUAAUAUUUAUCCCUACUGGAUUUUUUUUCACUCUGCAUUUUUCAAACUGAUCUUGAAUUGCUACUCUCCCAUUCCAGCCGCAUAUCAUUUUGCUGACCAUUUGAUAAACAGAUUAAUGUGCUUUUGUCGGGGGGUUUUUUAGCCCUCCAUUCAUUCCUUGCAAGAUACAUUCACAAUGAUAUAAUAAAGAACUGCAAAAAUGCUUUUCAACACUGUCAUGCCAUUCAUUUUAUUGUGGGCAAACAGUAUAAAGCUAUUGCAGCAGAAUGAACCUGACAAGUUGGCAGGUUUUAAAAGAAUGUUCUUUUUUCAAUUGUAUUGUCAGUUGACUACAGCCAUUUACUGUAAUGGUCAGAUAUGGUCUACUAUGAAAAGACAGAUAUAAAUAAAUUACUUAACUAAUAUAUGUUCUGAAAAUCUAAUGCCUUAUCAGAUCAGAGACUUUGACACAUAAAACAUAAAAAAUGCUGAAUGUCCAUAAAAAGCUACAGUUAAUGCCUUCUUGUGUCAUACUAGCUAUCCUGAAAGUUUGCUGCCAACUGUUUGUCAACCCUUCACUAUAAUUACAGAAGCAAACUGAAGAUCAAAGCUAAAAAAUAUUGUUAUUAAAAUGUUUUUCUGGCAGUGACUUAUGAUGUGUCUCUUAGCUAAUAUGUAGGUGUUUAUCGCACCAGUAAAUAUCACAAAUGUGUCUGAGAUGACACUGGCUUAAAAAAUGAAUAAUCCAGGUGCGCCAAACUCAUGCCAUAACAUGCCAACUAUGAGCUGUCUCUGAGAGAAGCCAGCUUUAAAAAACCUUCCUGUCAGCCGAGGUCAGCAUGCUGUUAGCUCACAGAUUAUUUUCAGGAGAAUUCACGCUUUGCUGAGUCCAAACUAAUCCAUCACAAGAGAUGCUUUAGAAACUCCACAUUGUGUUCCACUUUUUUAGCUGAGCUGCAGCCAUCAGGAAGUCUUAAUGGAGGGUAUUGUGUGAAACUGUCAAAUGUUGCAAAGCAUGAGCCCUUGAAAAUAAAGCAUUUGCAACAUAUUAUGCUGUGACCCCUGGGAGCCUUUGACCUGAUGUUACUGAGUUUAGAGGAUAUCCUCAUAAAGUUUGCAUGAAGCAUUUGAACCCUUAAAACCCGAAAUGUACAUAAAGCUGCCUGGUAUAGUCAAAGCUUUAUGCCUAGUGCUGAGAUUCUGCAUAUUGCUUUAUAUGAGUCAGGGGUGCCUUCCAUUCUAUUUCUGCCAUAAGUGCAUUUAAAAUCUGAUUGGAGGAUGCAGCUACUUCUUCUUCUCUCUUUUUUUUUUUAUAGGCACAUACAUUACAAACCUAUUAACUACUUUUGUUUUGCAUUUAAAACAGACACUGGUAUGGGAAUAGUUUUAUGUUUUUACUAUGUACAGAACUGAGAGUGUACUAUUAUAGAGAUUUUGCAGUAUUAAAAACAAGCAAGAUUGUAAACAAGAAAUAUUUUAUCUUUAUAUGAGGAAAAUCACUUUGAAAAGGCCUCCUUGAUUUAUCAUGUAAACUGUGUGUCCUGACAGAUGUCUGUUCACUUAGACUUAUUAGUCCCUAAUCCAAAUACAUUGCUGAUCCAAGACAUUUACAUUGCUAUUAUAUGCUUACAGAUUUAACCGACACCUUUUUUUUAUUUUGCAUGUACUGCAAAGGCUACAAUCUACGCAAUAAAAAAUGUUUAAUGGUA